This is a messenger RNA of Camelus dromedarius (Arabian camel), 2610 nucleotides long. It is a transcript of the gene CRTAC1, whose product is annotated as cartilage acidic protein 1. The record is from RefSeq and is a predicted model, not a curated record. The transcript is spliced from 15 exons. Gene Ontology annotation, biological process: axonal fasciculation. NCBI's taxonomy places the organism in Eukaryota, Metazoa, Chordata, Mammalia, Artiodactyla, Camelidae. Bases 361 to 2274 code for a protein of 637 amino acids. Gene Ontology annotation, molecular function: calcium ion binding.
CUCCACCGCGCACACAGCCCUGGGGCAGGCCCCGGCUCCGGCCUCUGAGGCUUGAGCAGAACAGGCCCUUCUCCCGCAAAGGCAGGGCUGAGCCAACGGUGUGACCCUGUGCCUGGAGGAAGGGACUCGGCUGGUUGAGAACUCCGGUGGGCCAGAACCUAGAGAGGUUCAUGGGAAAUAUAAAACCAGGCCUCUAUCCUCCAGCAUAGCUCUAUGAAAGAAGCAAUGACUUACUGUGUGGACAGUGGGCCAUGCCCCAGAGCCUUACAUUUGCAUCUCAGCUCUGCCUCUCAUUAGCUGUGCCACGUUGGACAACCACUUCACCUCUCUGAGCCUUGGCUUGUGUGUCUAACCUCACAGAUGUUCAGGAUGUUUCUGUUCCUGCUGCUGCUGUGGUUUCUGCCCCUGACUGAGGGGUCCCAGCGGGCUGAACCCAUGUUCACAGCAGUCACCAACUCAGUCCUACCCCCUGACUAUGACAGCAACCCCACCCAGCUCAACUAUGGAGUGGCAGUUACUGAUGUGGACCACGAUGGGGACUUUGAGAUCGUCGUGGCAGGGUACAACGGCCCCAACCUGGUUCUGAAGUACGACCAGGCCCAGAAGCGGUUGGUGAACAUCGCGGUGGACGAGCGCAGCUCCCCCUACUAUGCGCUGCGGGACCGGCAGGGCAACGCCAUCGGGGUCACAGCCUGCGACAUCGACGGGGAUGGCCGUGAGGAGAUCUACUUCCUCAACACCAACAAUGCCUUCUCGGGGGUGGCCACCUACACAGACAAGUUGUUCAAGUUCCGCAACAACCGGUGGGAAGACAUCCUGAGUGACGAGGUCAACGUGGCCCGCGGCGUGGCCAGCCUCUUUGCCGGGCGCUCCGUGGCCUGUGUGGACAGGACGGGCUCCGGACGCUACUCUAUCUACAUCGCCAAUUAUGCCUACGGUAACGUGGGCCCUGAUGCCCUGAUUGAAAUGGACCCUGAGGCCAGUGACCUCUCCCGGGGCAUUCUGGCACUCAGAGACGUGGCUGCUGAGGCUGGCGUCAGCAAAUACACAGGGGGCCGAGGCGUCAGCGUGGGCCCCAUUCUCAGCAGCAGCGCCUCGGAUAUCUUCUGCGACAACGAGAAUGGGCCCAACUUCCUCUUCCACAACCGGGGGGACGGCACUUUCGUGGAUGCUGCGGCCAGCGCUGGUGUGGACGACCCCCACCAGCACGGGCGAGGGGUUGCUCUGGCAGACUUCAACCGUGACGGCAAAGUGGACAUCGUCUAUGGCAACUGGAACGGCCCUCACCGCCUCUAUCUGCAGAUGAGCGCCCACGGGAAGGUCCGCUUUCGGGAUAUCGCCUCACCCAAGUUCUCCAUGCCCUCCCCUGUUCGCACAGUCAUCGCCGCUGACUUUGACAAUGACCAGGAGCUGGAGAUCUUCUUCAACAACUUUGCCCACCGCAGCUCCUCAGCCAACCGCCUCUUCCGCAUCAUCCGCAGGGAACACGGUGACCCCCUCAUCGAGGAGCUCAAUCCUGGCGAUGCCUUGGAGCCUGAGGGCCGGGGCACAGGGGGUGUGGUGACAGACUUCGAUGGAGACGGGAUGCUGGACCUCAUCUUGUCACAUGGAGAGUCCAUGGCUCAGCCGCUGUCUGUCUUCCGGGGGAAUCAGGGCUUCAGCAACAACUGGCUGCGAGUGGUGCCGCGAACCCGGUUUGGGGCCUUCGCCAGGGGCGCUAAGGUUGUGCUCUACACCAGGAAGAGUGGGGCCCACCUGAGGAUCAUCGACGGGGGCUCGGGCUACCUGUGCGAGAUGGAGCCCGUGGCGCACUUUGGUUUGGGGAAGGAUGAAGCCAGCAGUGUGGAGGUGACGUGGCCAGAUGGCAAGAUGGUGAGCCGUAACGUGGCCAGUGGGGAGAUGAACUCGGUGCUAGAGAUUCCCUACCCCCAGGACGAGGACAGCCUUCCGGCCCUGGCCCCACUGGAGUGCGGCCAGGGAUUCUCCCAGCAGGAAAAUGGCCAUUGCUCGGACACCAAUGAAUGCAUCCAGUUCCCAUUCGUGUGCCCUCGAGACAAGCCCGUGUGUGUCAACACGUAUGGAAGCUACAGGUGCCGGACCAACAAGAGGUGCAGUCGGGGCUACGAGCCCAACGAGGACGGCACAGCCUGUGUGGCUCAAGUGGCCUUUUUAGGUGGGUAUCCUUCUGCCGCCUUUAGAAUCUCUGAGACUCUCUCUCCGGCCUCAUCCCUUUCUCUAGGCCUUGGACUCUGCCUUCAGUUAUAUGCACUUUAAAUUCCAUCAAUAAAGGAAAACAUAAAAAAAAACUAACAACCUUUGUGGAAAACUAAAUCUCUCCCACUGCCUGUCUCUCUCUCCACGCCCAGUAGAUUCUGCUGUGCGCACCCUCUGAAUGGACAGCAGGGGUGGCCAUCUUUGAAAAGGGAAGUUUGGGAGAUGUGAUGAUAUUUGUGUAACUUUAGUUGUUUGUGAAGUCUUUCUUUGCAUGUUUUCUGAGAACAUGUUUUUUACCCCAUCCAGCCUCCCUCACUCCUUCAGAAGAAUCAAGAUAGUCCUGUCUUUUCUGUAUCCUCCAGUGUCAUGAGCAGCUUAUUUUGCCCUUAACAAAGA